This is a messenger RNA of Trichophyton verrucosum HKI 0517, 912 nucleotides long. Its product is annotated as AP-2 adaptor complex subunit sigma, putative. Bases 1 to 912 code for a protein of 303 amino acids. The transcript is spliced from 3 exons. The record is from RefSeq and is a predicted model, not a curated record. NCBI's taxonomy places the organism in Eukaryota, Fungi, Ascomycota, Eurotiomycetes, Onygenales, Arthrodermataceae. Gene Ontology annotation, cellular component: intracellular membrane-bounded organelle. Gene Ontology annotation, biological process: protein transport; vesicle-mediated transport.
AUGUACCAUGCGGCUAACAAAGUGCGGUGUCUCCUAGAUUCGAAAGUGGUGUACCGCCGAUAUGCCUCCCUCUUCUUCAUCGCCGGCUGCUCGUCCACCGACAAUGAGCUGAUAACCCUAGAGAUCGUCCACCGAUAUGUCGAGCAGAUGGACAAGUACUAUGGCAAUGUCUGCGAGCUGGACAUUAUUUUCAACUUCCAAAAGGCCUACUUUAUCCUCGACGAGCUCCUGCUGGCGGGAGAGAUGCAGGAGAGUAGCAAGAAGAACGUGCUGCGGUGCAUCAGUCAGCAGGACAGCCUAGAAGACAUGGAGCGGCCGUCGGCACACCUUGAUUCGUGUUCUCAUUGCUUGCUUCGAACCCCUUCUCAGGCUAACCAUCAUCGUCAUCAUGCUGUCCACGCUCCAGCAGCCCCAGCAUCACUGCAUAACAGCCAGCACCUGCAUCUGCACCACCGUCCAUUCCUCGACAUCCUCCCCUCUCUGCUCGUCGUCCCUUCGUCUCCCGGCCUUCCUUGCUGCCAUAAUCGCGUGAAACAAUCGCUCGACGUCACUGGUCAGACAUCCUCACGUGACUGGGGCGUUGCUCCCAUAUUCCCAACUUCUGGGCUUCCUUCUCGUCCUUCCCGGCGCGCUGCUCGCUCCCCUCUCUUCCUCUUCCUCUCCCUUCUCUCUGUCGCUUUUUGCGCUUCGCUCAUCUUCACUGCCCAAUCUAUAGUCACUGCUACUCAUUUACUUUUACUUUGUGUGUAUUGCCGUUGCCAUGACUCCCCUUUCUUGCUAGACGGCCUCGUCGUCUGGCGUAGUCGAUCCGUAUGCGUUGUCCUUGCAGCCAGCCUGGAUAACUCGUACCGCUGUUUGACUUGCUUCAGCAAGAGCAACACUAAGAAGAAGAAGAACCACCACGUCCGCUGA